CGCGGGCGGACGGGGGAGGGGGAGACCUGUGAAGAUGGCGGCAGUGGUAGAGCUAGAGGUUGGACGAGGUGCUGCCGGGGAACCGGAGCUGGAUGAGGUUGAUAUGUCACACCUCUCCCCAGAGGAGCAAUGGAGGGUCGAGCAUGCACGCAUGCAUGCCAAACACCGUGGUCACGAAGCCAUGCAUGCCGAAAUGGUCCUCAUCCUCAUCGCUACCUUGGUGGUGGCCCAGCUGCUCCUGGUGCAGUGGAAGCAGAGGCAUCCUCGCUCCUACAAUAUGGUGACCCUCUUUCAGAUGUGGGUUGUUCCCCUCUAUUUCACAGUGAAGCUGCACUGGUGGAGGUUCCUAGUGAUCUGGAUCUUCUUCUCUGCUGUCACAGCCUUUGUCACCUUCCGAGCCACCCGAAAGCCACUAGUGCAGACAACCCCAAGGUUGGUUUAUAAGUGGUUCCUGCUGAUCUAUAAAAUUAGCUAUGCCACUGGCAUCGUUGGCUACAUGGCUGUCAUGUUUACCCUUUUCGGUCUUAAUUUAUUAUUCAAGAUCAAACCAGAAGAUGCCAUGGACUUUGGCAUUUCUCUCCUCUUCUAUGGCCUCUACUAUGGUGUUCUUGAGCGGGACUUUGCAGAAAUGUGUGCAGACUACAUGGCGUCUACCAUAGGGUUCUACAGCGAGUCAGGCAUGCCUACCAAACACCUCUCGGACAGCAUGUGUGCCGUGUGUGGGCAGCAGAUCUUUGUGGAUGUCAGUGAAGAGGGCAUCAUCGAGAACACGUACAGGCUGUCUUGCAAUCAUGUUUUCCACGAGUUCUGCAUUCGCGGCUGGUGCAUUGUGGGAAAGAAACAGACGUGUCCCUACUGCAAAGAGAAGGUAGACCUCAAGAGGAUGUUCAGCAACCCUCCUCCUCCGGAUCGUUCUGCCUCCAUGACCCUGACACACCAGGGCUCCAGCUCCUGUUUCAAGUUCUCAGCGUGGCUCUGCGAGGUCCUGCGGACAAGUCUGGGAAGUACUCUCGGCGCAGUUCCCAUGGCGGGGCUCACAUGGGAAAAGCAGAGUGGAACCGCGCUGUGGUGCUCCGGAAUGGUGAUUCUGAAAAGUAGGGCUCUUCAGACUUCUUGGGAGCCAGAACAGCUCCGCGGUGAGGAGAGCUUUACCUCCCUUCUGGCUGGCCACAGAGCCAAGAACACCAGGUCCUGGCACAUCAUGACCACCAGACAGAGCUGGACACCAGACUCCAGCCCUUUGUGGUUCCUGUUCCUGUUCCUGUGUGCCCACGUCGUCUCCCAUUUGGCAAGAGCCACACCUAUACCCCAGGCCGGCACAGCUGCUGCAGUCUCAGCUGGGAUCACAAAAGACCCCUCCUCCUCCCGCCCCCCAGCGCUCCCCACAACUAAGCAGUGCCCAGCAUUGGAGGUGACCUGGCCAGAAGAUGGACUCUCACUAAAUGGAACGCUGACUCUGUCCUGUACCGCCUGUAGCCGCUUCCACCACUUCAGCAUUCUCUACUGGCUGGGCAAUGGUUCUUUCAUCGAGCACCUCCCAGACCGGCUGCAGGAGGGCGGCACCAGCCGGGAGCACAGGGGUGCCAUCACGCAGCUGAAGAAGGCCUUGGUGCUGGAGGAGCUGAGCCCCAUCUUGCGCAACACCAACUUCUCCUGUGUUUUCACGGACCCUGAGUACACUGUCCAGCGCCACGUGGUCCUGGCCGACCUCUUGGCUGGGCUGAGGACACUCAUGCCCCCGACUCAAGAAGCCUCCAGAGGGUUCCCUCUGCCUCACCAUCCUGACAGGUGAACUCAAGCCUGGUUGAAACGCCACCUCUUCAUUUAGGUCUAGGCUGUCAGCUCAGGCCACAGUCUGUCAACUUAAUGCUAUAUAUUUGUAUAGGCAUACCUCGUUUUAUUGUGCUUCACAGAUCAUGCAUUUUUUACAAAUUGCAGGUUUGUGGCAACCUUGUGUCGAGUAAGUCUAUUGGCACUAUUUUUCUAACAGCAUUUGUUCACUUCAUGUCAUAUUUUGGUAAUUCUUGAAAUAUUUUAAACUUCUUCAUCAUUUUAUUUGUUAUGAUCUGUGAUCGGUGGUUUUUGAUGUUACAGUUGUGACUGUUUUUGGGGUGCCAUGAAUCAUGCUCAUAUAAGAUGGUAAACUUAAUUGACAAAUGUGUGUGUUCUGACUGUUCUGACUGCCUAUUCCCUGUCUCUCCCCCUCUCCUUGAGCUUCCCUAUUCCCCAAGACAGAACAGUAUUGAAAUUAGGCCAAGUAAUAACCCUACAGUGACCUCUAAAUGUCCAGUGAAAGGAAGAGUCAUCUGUCUCUCACUUUAAAUCGAAAGCUAGAAAUGAUUCAGCUUAGUGAGGAAGGCAUGUCGAAAGCCCGGACAGGCAACAACCUAGUCCUCCCUCUUACACCAAAUAGCCAAGUGGUGAAUGCAAAGGAAAAGUUCUUGAAGGAAAUUAAAAGUGCUACUCCAGGGAACACAUUGAUAAGAAAAUGAAAGUCUUACUGCUGAUAUGGAGAAAGUUUUGGUGGUCUAGAUAGGUGAAACCAACCACAUUCUUUUAAACCAUAGCCUAACCCAAGCAAGGCCCCAACUCUUUGAUUCUGUGAAGGCUGAGAGAAGUGAGGAGGCUGCAAUAGAAAAAUUGGAAGCUAGCAGAGGUUGGUUCAUGAAGUUUAAGAAGCCAUCUCCAUAACAUAGAAGUGCAAGGUGAAGCAGCCAGUGCUGAUGUGGAAGCUACAGCAAGUUAUCCAGGAAAUCUAGCUGAGAUCAUUAAUGAAGAUUGCUACUCUCUCUUUUUAAAAAAAUAUAUUUUAUUGAUUUUUUUACAGAGAGGAAGGGAGAGGGAUAGAGAGCUAGAAACAUCGAUGAGAGAGAAACAUUGAUCAGCCACCUCCUGCACACCCCCCACUGGGGAUGUGCCUGCAACCAAGGUACAUGCCCUUGGCUGGAAUCGAACCCGGGACCCUUCAGUCUGCAGGCCGAUGAUCUAUCCACUGAGCCAAACCGGUUAGGGCAAGAUCGCUACUCUUAAUAACAGAUUUUCAAUGUAGAUGAAACGGUCUAAUGGAAGAAGAUGCCAUCUAGGAAUUUCACAGCUAGAGAGAAGCCAAUGCCUGACUUCAGAGUCUCAAGGGGCAGGCUGAGCCUGGCCGUUCAUUGUGGCUUAGUUGGUUGAGCAUAAUCAUGUCCAGGUUGGGGGCUUGGUCCUCAGUAGGGGGUGUGCAGAAGGCAGCUGAUCCAUGUUUCUCUUUCUAAAAUCAAUACCAAAAAAAUUUUUUUAAGGGCAGGCUGACUUUGUUAGGAGCUAAUGCAGCUGCUGACUUUAAGUUGAAGUCAGUGCUCAUUUACCCUUCUGAAAAUCCUAGGGCUCUUAAGAAUUAUGCUAAAUCUAUUCUGCCUGUGCUCUAGAAAUGGAACAACAAAGCCUAUAUAUGCUAGCACAUCUGUUUACAAUAUGAUUUAUUGAAUAUUUUUGGGACCUACUGCUCAGAACAAACUAUUCCUUUGAAAAUAAUGCUGCUCAUUGACAAGCACCUGGUCACCCAAGAGCUCUGAUGGAAAUGAACGAGAUUAAUGUUCUCAUGCUGCUAACAUUCAUUUUGCAAUCUGUGGAUCAAGGAGUAAUUUCAAUUUUCAAGUCUUAUUAUUUAAGAAAUACAUUUCAUAAUGUGAUAGUUGCCAUAGUAAUUCCUCUGAUAGAUCUGGGCAAAGUAAAUUAAAAACCUUCUGGAAAAGAUUCACUAUUCUUUACUAAGAACAUUAGUGAUUCAUGGGGAAAGGUGAAAUAUCAUCAUUAGCAGGAGUUGGAAAAAGUUGAUUCCAACCCUCAUGGGUGACUUGGGAGGGCUCAAGACUCCAGGGGAGGAAGUAACUUUAUAUGAUGUGGAAAUAGCAAGAGAAUUAGAAGUGGAGCCUGAAGAUGUAACUGAAUUGCUACAAUCUCAUGAUAAAACUUUAAUGGAUGAAGAGUUGCUUCUUGUGGAUGAGCAAAGUGGUUUCUUGAGGUGGAAUGUAUUAGUGGUGAAGAUGCCGUGAAGAUUUGUUGAAAUGACAACAAAAGAUUUAGAAUAUUACUUAGAUGAUAAAGCAGCAGCAGGUUUGGAGGACUGACUCCAGCCCUGGCUGGCAUGGCUCAGUUGGAGUGCCGUCCCAUGCACCAAAGGGUGAUAGUGGGUUUGAUCCCUGGUCAGGCCAUGUGCAGGAGGCUACCGAUUAAUGCAUCUCAUAUUGAUGUUUCUCUCUCCCUCCUCUCUCUCUCUCAAAGUCAAUUAAAAAAAAAAAAAAGGACUCCAAUUUUUUAAAUUUUUUUGCUGUUGUUUUAUUUUUGGAGAGACAUGGAUGUGAGAACAGAACAUCAAUUGGCUGCCUCCUGCACAUUCCCUACCAGGGAUGAAGCCUGCAACCUGGGCAUGUGCCCUGACCAUAAACCAGCAACCUUUUGGUGCAUGAGACAAUGUCCAAUUGAACAACACCGGCUAGGGCUUGACUCCAAUUUUAAAAGAAGUUCUACUGUAGAUAAAAAUACUAUUAAACAGCAUUGCACUCUAUAGAGAAAUUAUUCGUGAAAGUCAAUCAGUGCAGCAAACUUCAUUUUCUUAUUUUUAGAAAUUGCCACAGCCAUUCCAACCCUUAGCCAUUCUGCUCUUAGCAGCCAACAUCAAGGCAAGACCCUCUACCAGCAAAGAUUACAACUCACUGAAAGCUCAGAUGGUGAAUAGCAUUUUUUAGCUAUGAUGUGUUUUUUAGUUAAUGUACGUUGUUUAGACAUGCUACUGCAUACUUAAUAGACUACAGUGGAAACCAAAAUAUUUUGUAACUGACUUUAUUGCAAUAUCCACUUUGUUGUAGUGGUCUGGAACCGAACCUGCAAUAUCUAAGCUAGCCUGUAUUGUCCUCCCUCCCCCAAGAGAUUGGGCAGAGGCUGCUUCUGAUACACAAUUGUAUCUUUUUUU
Molecule: messenger RNA, 4951 nt
Organism: Myotis daubentonii (Daubenton's bat)
Lineage: Eukaryota; Metazoa; Chordata; Mammalia; Chiroptera; Vespertilionidae
Gene: RNF121
Product: ring finger protein 121
Exons: 16
Coding region: 35-1792 (585 amino acids)
Biological process (GO): ERAD pathway
Cellular component (GO): Golgi membrane; endoplasmic reticulum membrane
Molecular function (GO): ubiquitin protein ligase activity; metal ion binding
Source: RefSeq, a predicted model, not a curated record